Molecule: messenger RNA, 4307 nt
Organism: Astrephomene gubernaculifera
Lineage: Eukaryota; Viridiplantae; Chlorophyta; Chlorophyceae; Chlamydomonadales; Astrephomenaceae
Source: the annotation of a GenBank genome assembly
CCUCGUAUUGGCUUACUGCCAGGCCGCUCAACUGGCCUUAUACGUGUGUGAGAGCCACUUCCUUGCUUGCAAUAUAAAUGCACGUCUAGGAUGAAUCGAGGACCGACCUGACCUGCGCUGUAAACCACCGUCAUGUCGACCUUUGCCGCCAAGGUGGCUGGGGGGUUACCGCGAGGCGGUGGGGCUCAGCAGCAGCACCAGCAGACCGGAGGUGGGCCCCAGCAGCGCCAUGGUGGAGGCCCCGUUAAGUCCAAUCCAGUUCGGCAAACGGUGGGCUUCAGCGUUCCUGCGAACGCGGAUAGGUUGGGCUUCAUUGGAAAUGUGUUGAUUGGUUACAAGGUGGAGGCGCAGGUGGCGAGUGGAGUGGUUUAUGAGGGUGUCUUUGGUUCUUUGUCUUCUGACAGCACAGGAGUUUCAAUUGUGCUAAAGUUUGCCAAAAUCAUUAAAGAUCCCAAGGCGCCAGCGUCGGACCGGACAUCGUUGGCGGAGAAGCCAGUGCCAGUCUUGACCAUUUCGGCGGGGGACCUGGUUCAGCUUUUUGCCAAGGACGUGCGCUUAAGCCCGGAGGAUCUAUCGGGCGCAGAUCGCAGCGACGUAGGCUUUGAGACGGAUGCAGCCAUCUCCCGGGGCCGCGGCGGGGGCGUUCGUGAGUUGCAACGUUGGCAGCCGGACGAGGGCGAGGACUCAGGCUUUUUCAGCCUGGAGUCCACCGGCAAUAGCUCGGGCUGGGACCAGUUCGCAGUCAACCGAGAUCGGUUUGGCGUGCAGACGACGUGGAACGAGCACUUCUACACAACGAAGAUUAAGCGUGACGAAUGCCGCAUUACGGAAGCGGAAGCAGAACGCAUAGCCCGCGAAAUUGAGACGGGCGUUCCCGGAAACACAACCAACAUCCACCUCUUGGAAGAGCGCGGUGGAGAGCUGGCCCCCGAUGUCGACGAGGAGGCGCUGUACGGCGCCGUCAUUCGCGAGCCCCAGCAGACGGCUGCCGUGCCGGUGUACCAGCCCCCUCCGCAGCAGCAGCACCGGCAGCAGCACCGCUCGCGGGGGCCCCAGCCGUCCGCAGCGGACCGGGCUGUGGCAUGGGGCCGCGCUGGGUCGGGUGUGGCAGCUGUGGCGGGCGGCCUGACGGCGGCCCAGCAGCAGCACCCGCAGCAGCAGCAUGCAGCUGCUGGGGGUUCGUCGGCUGCUACCGCGGCCAAGCCCGGCUCCAUGCCGGUCCCGGUGCCCGGCUCGACCCCCGCCGCGGCGGCAUCGGGUCCCAUCUCGCUGGGCGGCGGAGUGGCUGCCGUGGCGGCAGCAGCGGAGGGCGGCAGCGGCAGCGCGGGCAGCAGCAGCACUGCGCCCAUUGACAUCGACCCGCGCAGGGAGGUCAACAAGGUCCGCAGCUCGCUCACCGUGGGGCCCAAGAAGGACCGCAGCUCCCCGUACGGCACCCCCAAGCUGGGCGGCAUGUCCCGCUCGCCCGUGUACGUCAGCCCACUGGUGGCGGACCCCAUGUCCUUCUCGGCACUGGAUCUGGAUCCGGGGGCGCCGCAGGUUCGUCUGGAUCCGGAGGCUCAAGCAGAGUUCCUGCGCUUCAAGGAGGAGAUGAACAAGAAACGGUCGGGACAAAUGGGGGCCGAGGCCGCACUGGCGGACCUCAAGAAGGCCUCAUCCAGCUUCAAGGACCGCUCGGGGCCGCCAGCAGCCGCCGCAGCCCCCGGUGCCCCGGCAGCCGGCCCCACCGCUGCCGCAGCAAACGGAACUGCGGCCGCCCCAGUUCCCCCCGCUGCUGCCGCGGACGCCCCAGCUAAGGCUGCAGCCCCCGCAGAUGGCGCACCUGCAGCAGCAACCGCAGUGGCGGCAGCGGCGGCACCUACUGCUGCUGCUGCCGCCGCAGCCAACGGCGAAGAUGCGAAGCCCAAGACGCUGUCCAAGCUGAACCCCAACGCCAAGCCCUUCUCACUCAACAUCAACGCCAAGGAGUUCGUCCCCUCCUUCGCGCCCAAGACCGCGGUGCCCGCACCUGCUGCUGCGCCCCCUGCGCCGCCGGCCCCGGCACCCGCUGCUGCUGCAGCAGCGGCCCCGGCAGCGGCCACCCCUGCCACCACCACAGCAGCCCCCGCUAGCGCCCCGGUUGCCGCGGCAGCCCCUUCGCCUGCCGCCACCGCCGCCGCGGUGCCUGCCGCCGCCCACAUCGCAGCGGCUAACCCCAAUGCGGCCGCCGCCCCUCCCGCCGCCGCAGCGGCUGCAGCCCAGGCGGCCGCCACCGCCAUUGCCAGCGGGCAGCCCAGCUACCUCACCGUGCCGGGCUCCGGCGGCCCCUCCCACGGCAUCACAGUGACCUACCACCACAGCAGCGCCAACCACGGGCACGGCCACGGGCCGCAGCAGGGGCUGCAUGGGGGGCAGCACGGGCCGCAGCAGCAGCUGGGCGGGCACCAGUACAUCCACCAUGCAGGAGGAGGGCAGGGCGGCGGCAUGCACGGGGGCGGAGGACACGGAGGAGGCCAUGGAGGCGUGCACCAUGAGCGCGGGGGCUACGGGUCGGGCGCCCAGGGACCCAUGGGUCGGGAGAUGCGCGAGCACAGCGGCGCCUACCACCGCGGUGGCGGCAUGGGCGAGGGCGGCGGCGGUGGCGGCUACCGCGGGGGCGGUGUGGACUCCUUCCGCGGGGGCGCCGGGUCCGCCUCCGGCGACGGUUACCACCACCACCACGCGCAGCACCAGCAGCACCACCACCACCACAAGGCGGCUGCCGGCGGCCCCAACGAGCACCACGGCGGCGGCAAGGGCGCCGACAACCACGGAGGUGCCGGCGGGGGGCUGCACAAGGUCCCGCCGCCGCCCCCGCAAGGCCCCAUGACGGCGGAGGGCCCCAUGGGCACCAUGAUCAUGAACGGGGUGGCUCCCACCGCCAUGACGCCCCACGGUAUCGUGCCCAUGACCCCCGCCAUGGCCGCCGGCAUGUCCACCAUGGGCGCGGUGCCGUACGGUGUGGUGAUGGCCCCGCCGGGCGGCUACAUGACCUCCGCCAUGCCCCCCACGGCGGUGGGGAUCGCCUCCACGGCGGGAGGCCCCGUACCCAUCAUGGCGUAUGCCGUACGCCCCGCAGGCGGGGGCCCGGCAAUGGCCAUGGCGGCUCCAGGCAUGGCCAUGAUGGGCGCCCCGGGUAUGGCGACACCGUACGGCACCGCAGUGGGGCCGUACAUGACCGCCCCGCCGGGCUCCAUGCCGCCGCCCAGUCCCACGGGUCGGCCGCACUCCACUGGGUUCUUCCAGCCGGCGGGCGGCUACCCCAUGAUCGCCACCGCGCACCACGGCGGCCCGCACGGCCACCCGGGCGGCCCCAUGGGGGCGCAUCACAUGAUGCAGGGCCCGGGACAUGCGCACGGACAUGGACACGGACACGGACCCAUGGGGGGUGGGCUGCAUCACAUGCAGGACGGGCGGGGCCCGGGCGGCGGCAUGGGGCCGGGCGGGCCCAAGGGAGGCGGCCGGGGGCACCGCCCGCCGAGGAUGGACCAUGACCGGUCGGGGCCGCGUGACAUGGAUUGAGAGGAGGAGUCGUAGGUACUGGUGCGCCGGUUCUAGUCGGCUGGGAGGUGUCGGGAGUGGUUUAGGAGGCACAAGUAAAAGGGCGAAGAGAAGAGGUUGGUACGAGCGCUUUUGCUGCUCUGCGGCGGCAUGUGGGGACGGCUGUGCUGGGGUUGGAGGAGUCUCCUGGAAGUGACCAGGGGGGACGUUAGAGAAGCAACUUGAAGAUUAGGACUAAGAGGUAUCUAAGGAGCGGGGCAUCUUAGCGAGGCGGCAUGGGGUUUCCUUUGCUGCCCUCUCCUAGCGUAGAAGGAUGAAGGGGAAGAAGAGCGCGGAAGAAGAGUGGUUGCGGGCGACGGGUUGAUUUGCGGGCGGAGGCGGAGGAGCAUGUGUGACAUGUGGAGGCAGGGCGGGACGCAAAGAAGGCGUGGAGACAUGGGACCAGGCUUCUGGCGGUAUCCGAGGAGUCGUGCUCCUUGUUCGGUCAGGUACAGCCCACGGUUGUCGUGUCUUAUGGCAUGUUGGCUUGGUGUUGGCUGUCGCUAUUUGGUCUGAAAGGUGAGGGCGGCGAGGUGAGGGCAGCAGCCCCAGCGGAGGCGGAUGGCCAGACAGCUCUGCUGGAGACGGCAGGGGGAGGUUCGACGACCGCAGGUGGGAGGUUUAACGUGCGCUUGGGUAACGGUAAAGCCCUGGUGUGGCCAAAGCUCACCGGGCUGGCAGAAGGGCGACGAGUCUCGGGACAGUUGAACUUGCGUACGUCGGUUGUGUAUCAUAUUUGGUAAGCUCCC